CAACAAGCAUCCGAAUUAGCGACCCACUCAAUCUCCGUCACAUCACCUAGAUUUAAUGCUGAGCUGGGCAUUUAUAUCAAUCUCGUGUGUCUUGUGUUUGUUUAUUAUCUGUCUCUGGAAUGUCUCCUCGACGGAGGCAAUGACUGUGUUUUACCAGCGCGGAGCUGGGUUCCCGGCUCCUAAGGCCGGGCCGGGCCUGGCCGGGACGUUAUAGGCUAUCACAUUUGCUUAAUGACUGACCGCUGUUCUGGGCACUGAAACAGACCGAGUUGCUGGCCUUUUCUGUCAGGGGCGGGGCUUGUUCCGGUCACGCCCCCCCCGGCCCGCCCCCAGAUCUAACCCUCUCCCUCCUCUUCACUCCCUGGAAUCCGCUGGGGCCUGUGCAGUGCUUUUUCCUCUAGUUUCCCUCGCUCUCUGCAGCUGUCGCUAAAACACGGAGCUGUGGAUUUUCGAGCGAGCGGAGCGGCGCCGCUGUUCGCGGCACCUCCCCGACAGACCUCGGCGCUGCGCUGGGCAUGCUCAGUUGGUAGGGCCGCUUCAGCGUUCGGAGUAGGAAGCUUGGACGCUCCUGCUGUAAGGAGCUGCGGCCGGGGGAAGAUGGAGCCCUUCACCAAUGAUCGGCUUCAGCUCCCCAGGAAUAUGAUUGAAAACAGCAUGUUUGAGGAAGAACCAGAUGUGGUGGAUUUAGCCAAAGAGCCUUGUUUACAUCCUCUAGAGCCUGAUGAGGUAGAGUAUGAGCCCCGGGGUUCACGACUGCUGGUGCGGGGCCUUGGUGAGCAUGAGAUGGAUGAGGACGAAGAAGAUUAUGAGUCUUCUGCGAAGCUGCUGGGCAUGUCCUUCAUGAACAGAAGCUCAGGCCUUCGGAACAGUGCAACUGGUUACAGGCAGAACUCAGAUGGGACUUGUUCAGUACCCUCUGUGAGGACCAUGGUGGUCUGUGCUUUUGUCAUUGUGGUUGCCGUUUCUGUAAUCAUGGUGAUUUAUCUACUGCCCAGAUGUACCUUUACCAAAGAAGGCUGCCAUAAAAAAAACCAAUCACUGGGACUAAUUCAGCCACUUGCAACAAAUGGGAAGUUGUUUCCAUGGGCACAAGUCAGGCUUCCCACUGCCAUCAUGCCAGUACGCUAUGAACUUAACCUCCACCCAAACCUAACCUCGAUGACAUUCAAGGGUUCUGUGACGAUUUCACUUCAAGCUCUUCAGGCCACAUGGAAUAUCAUUCUUCACAGCACAGGCCAUAAUAUUUCAAGAGUGACCUUUGUGUCAGCAGUUUCAAGCCAAGAAAAACAGGUCGAGGUCCUGGAAUAUCCAUUUCAUGAACAGAUUGCCAUUGUUGCCCCCGAGGCCCUUCUUGAAGGACACAAUUACACCUUGAAGAUAGAGUAUUCGUCCAAUAUAUCUAGUUCUUACUAUGGGUUUUAUGGCAUCUCCUACACAGAUGAAAAUAAUCAGAAAAAGUACUUUGCAGCAACUCAGUUUGAACCCUUGGCAGCAAGAUCUGCUUUUCCUUGUUUUGAUGAACCAGCAUUUAAAGCCACAUUUAUCAUCAGGAUCGUAAGGGAUGAGCAAUACACUGCUUUAUCAAAUAUGCCUAAGAAGUUAUCAGUCAUUACGGAAGAUGGACUUGUUCAGGAUGAGUUUUUUGAGAGUGUGAAGAUGAGCACUUACCUGGUUGCUUUCAUUGUCGGGGAGUUGAAGAACCUGAGUCAGGACGUAAAUGGAACUCUGGUUUCUAUAUAUGCUGUCCCAGAAAAGAUUGGUCAAGUUCACCAUGCCUUGGAAACAACUGUGAAGCUUCUUGAGUUUUAUCAAAACUACUUUGAAAUUCAGUACCCACUAAAGAAAUUGGAUUUGGUGGCUAUUCCUGACUUUGAAGCAGGAGCAAUGGAAAACUGGGGUUUGCUCACCUUCCGAGAAGAGACACUUCUCUAUGAUAAUAAUACUUCUUCAGUGACGGAUAGAAAACUGGUUACCAAAAUCAUUGCUCACGAGCUGGCGCAUCAGUGGUUCGGUAAUCUGGUAACAAUGCAGUGGUGGAACGACGUAUGGCUGAAUGAAGGUUUUGCUACUUUCAUGGAAUAUUUCUCUUUGGAAAAAAUAUUUCAAGAGCUCUCCAGUUAUGAAGAUUUCUUAGAUGCUCGAUUUAAAACCCUGAAGAAAGAUUCCUUGAAUUCAUCUCAUCCAAUAUCAUCGUCGUCUGUUCAGUCUUCAGAACAGAUUGAAGAAAUGUUUGAUUCUCUUUCCUACUUUAAGGGAGCUUCUCUCUUGUUGAUGCUGAAAACUUAUCUUAGUGAAGAUAUAUUUCAACAUGCUGUUGUUCUUUACCUGCAUAAUCAUAGCUAUGCAUCUGUUCACAGUGAUGAUCUGUGGGAUACUUUUAAUGAGGUCACAAACAAAACACUAGAUGUAAAGAAAAUGAUGAAAACCUGGACCCUGCAGAAAGGAUUUCCUUUAGUGACUGUUCAAAGAAAGGGAAAGGAACUUCUUGUACAACAAGAAAGAUUCUCUUUAAAUAUGAAGCCUGAAAUUCAGCCUUCAGAUGCAAGCUAUCUAUGGCAUAUUCCACUAUCCUAUGUCACUGAUGGAAGAAAUUAUUCAAAACAUCGAUCGGUAUCAUUACUGGACGAGAAAUCAGAUGUCAUCAAUCUCACAGAAGAAGUGCAGUGGGUCAAGGUCAAUAUAGACAUGACCGGCUAUUAUAUAGUACACUAUGCAGACGCCGACUGGGAAGCACUGAUCAAACAGUUGAAAAUAAAUCCUUAUGUCCUGAGUGACAAAGACCGAGCCAGCCUCAUCAACAACAUCUUUGAACUUGCAGGCAUAGGCAAGGUGCCUCUCCAGAGAGCUUUUGAUUUGAUUGAUUAUCUUAGAAAUGAGACUUAUACUGCACCCAUCACUGAAGCCCUCUUCCAGACAGAACUCAUCUAUAACCUCCUUGAAAAAGUGGGAUACAUGGAUGUGGCCUCAAGACUGGUGACCAAGGUAUAUAAGUUGCUUCAAAGCCAAAUCCAACAGCAGACUUGGACUGAUGAGGGCACCCCAUCUGCUCGAGAGCUUCGGUCGGUCUUGCUGGACUUUGCUUGCACCCAUGACCUGGAGAACUGCAGCACUGCUGCCCUGAAGCUGUUUAACGAUUGGAUGGCAUCGAAUGGGACUCAGAGCCUACCUACUGAUGUCAUGACGACUGUGUUCAAGGUUGGAGCAAAAACGGACAAAGGCUGGUCGUUCCUCUUAAGCAAAUAUGUCUCUGGAGGCUCUGAAGCAGAGAAGAAUAAAAUACUUGAAGCUCUUGCCAGCUCAGAGGAUGUAUGGAAACUUUACUGGUUAAUGAAAAAUAGCCUCAGCGGAGACAUCAUUCGCACCCAAAAGCUAUCAUUUAUCAUUAGGACAGUGGGCCGACAUUUUCCUGGACACUUACUGGCAUGGGAUUUUGUCAAAGAAAACUGGAAUACGCUUGUUCAGAAGUUCCAUCUGGGGUCCUAUACCAUACAAAGUAUUGUGGCUGGAUCAACUCACCUGUUUGCAACAAGGACACAUUUUUCUGAGGUCCAGGCAUUCUUUGGAAAUCAGUCAGAGGCAACCUUUCGUCUUCGUUGUGUGCAGGAGGCUUUGGAAGUCAUUCAGUUGAACAUCCAGUGGAUGGAGAAGAACCAUAAAAGUCUGAUGUCCUGGCUGUAGCAUGCACACCUGCCCCUCAUUCUGUCACCCACUCAGAGAGCUUGUUAACUUGGGCUCUGCUGCUUUUGCAAAAGCCAAGGUGAAACCAGGAUGGCUGCUGAGUUGUUUGCACUCUUAAGGAGUUCUCGUUUGCUCAGGGCCCAUCUGUAUUUUUCAUCUGUCUUUUCUGACAUGUCUUUGGCAGUGUGUAGUUAUUUAUUACAAAAUUAUAUUCACCUGUAUGCCAACCAUCUACAAAAACAAUGGGUAAUUUUUCUACUUCGAAGAUAUUCAAAUGGGGGAAAACAUCUGUUUGGAAUUCUGUUUCUUAGAAUCUGGAAGGUACUGACAUCAUGAAAUAAGGAAAAAGCUGCUGUGGGAGCCACCAUCUUUGCAGGCUGCUGAUUUGUUAGCCAUUUGUUGCUUCUUGUUGAUGUUAUUUGAAUGUGGUUCAGAGUUAGCUUCAGAAAGUAUGAUAAUGAAGUCGACGAAGCAUGCAACCGUAGAACCUCAGGUGUGCAGAUCUACUUUGAUUUGGGGUUUUGAAUAAUCCUUUAUUUUCUGGAAAAAGUUUAUAACUAUUUUUUUUUUUCUGAAGACUAGCCAGGUGCUACAGAAUUUUUAAAUUUUUGUUGUAUCGUAAAGCUAAAUAGC
This is a messenger RNA of Sus scrofa (pig), 4311 nucleotides long. It is a transcript of the gene LNPEP, whose product is annotated as leucyl and cystinyl aminopeptidase. Gene Ontology annotation, biological process: peptide catabolic process; regulation of blood pressure; proteolysis. Gene Ontology annotation, molecular function: metalloaminopeptidase activity; peptide binding; zinc ion binding. Lineage: Eukaryota; Metazoa; Chordata; Mammalia; Artiodactyla; Suidae. The record is from RefSeq and is marked provisional. Gene Ontology annotation, cellular component: plasma membrane; cytoplasm.